Messenger RNA from Linum tenue, 5527 nucleotides. NCBI's taxonomy places the organism in Eukaryota, Viridiplantae, Streptophyta, Magnoliopsida, Malpighiales, Linaceae. The record is from the annotation of a GenBank genome assembly.
UAUCACCAAUGGGAAAAGGCGAAAAAGGAAAUGCAAACGGAACAAGAAACAUCACCAAAGGAAAGGGCGUUGGAAGGUGGUUGAAGGUUCGGCGAGGAAGACGAAGACGACGUCAACCAAAUUCCCCCGCCUUCUUCACCACCUUCUCAUCCUCCUCCUCAUCUUCUCCCGCUGCACGACUCCAAUUCCACCCUUCGAUUCAUUCCUCCGAUUCAAUUCCAUCUGUUUCGAGCUAGGGCAUCGCAGCGGCGGCAUUUCCAAUCGGUGAAGGAUGAUGGCGGCAUCUUCUGCGCGGGCGUCUUUGUGGAUCGCGAUGCUGACCUUCCUGUUCAUUUUCUCCGAGGGGGCGACCUCGGAGCGACCUGAAGCGGCGAUGAUCUUGCAAGUGACCGAGAAAGGAGCCGUCGGCGACGGCAACGUCUGCCCUCGAUCAACCGCAGCUCCGACUUCCUGCCCAAUCAACUGCUUCCGCGCGGAUCCAGUCUGCGGCGUCGACGGCAUGACCUACUGGUGCGGCUGCGCCGACGCGGCUUGUCACGGGACCAAUGUUGCGAAGCUAGGCGCGUGCGAGGUUGGAAGCGGCGGCAGUGCGUCGCUCCCUGGUCAGGCACUCCUCCUGGUUCACAUCGUCUGGCUCUUCUUGCUUGGCUUCUCUUUGCUCUUCGGUCUCUUCUGAUUUCCAGUGUACAAGAAUCGAUUGGUGUGUUUCCUUCUGUUUUUUUCCUGUGAUUUCAGGCUGUCAUGAUUGGUAUAGUUGAGGAGAUUUCGAGAGAGAUUGUGUUUUGUAUGUACUUGAAAAUUCUUUGUUUCAAAUGAAGAACGCUACUGACCUUUUUGUUUGUGCAUCCAAUUGCGAGUUGUGCUGUUCUUUAUCCUUUAUGCAUUUCCCUAAUCCCUUCUUCAUAAGCUUUUCAAUUGGAAGGAGAAUCAGAGGUAGGAGAAUGGCUGUUUUGACGAACCAUUGACGCCUUCUGGUAUCUAACUUUGUCAAUCUCUCUUGCCAACAAGUCGAGAAUGGUGUCCGUAACAGCAUUUGGCAAGCAUCCAGCAUCCAACAUCGUCUUCAACAGCCUGUGGGCUUCUUUCAACCGGCCAGCCUUGGUAUGAACUUCAAUCAAAGUGUUGUAAGUCACCACAUCUGGGUUGAUACCGCCGUUCUUCAUCUGGUCGAAAAGCUUAUUGGCUUCGUCGACCCGACCAGCCUUUCCCAGAGCAUUGAUCAGGGUGUUGUACAUGACGAUGUCGAGGAAGCCGCCACCAUCCAUUAACUUAUCAAGAACAGAGCUUGCAAUGUCUGCUCUUCCCAUCUUCCCCAACCCUUGGAUUACGGCAUUGUAUGUGGCUAUAUCUGCAGGGCAAAGCUUCUCCCCCAUCUCGUUCAGGACAUUCCACGCCUCUUCGAAGUAUCCCUUCUUCACAAAGGAACUCAUCAGAGCAUUGUAUGUGUAACUCACAGGGUUCACACCCAUGUCGGUGAAUACCUCAAACAGCUUACAGGCCAGGCUCAGCUGCCCUUUAGCUAGGAAGAUCGACAUGAAGGUGUUAACCAUUCCAAUGUCGAAAGAGCUUCCUGCAUCUUUUUCGGAAGUCUGGACUCUCUUUCCUCUAGCCAGAGAAAAGAGCUGGUGAGAAUCGCUACCUGAUUUCACUUGAUUGGCCAAGUGAUCCAUAUGUGGAGAUGUCGACCACUGAUCAAAAUUCUCCUCCUCCUCAUCACUUGAAUGAGGUUUCACAGUGGAAGAAGUUACAGAGCUCAAGAUUUCCUCGAUCCCGCAUUUAUGAGGGAACAAUGGUGUGUAAUCUUUUCUUCUGCUCUUCAGCCUAUUAUUCUUCAGUGCAGCCUCCAUCUCUUCCUUCCACCUGAUCACGCUCAGUACUACAUCCCCAUCUCUCACAUGCUUCAUCAGUCUCUCCGUCCAAUCCUGCCUGCCAUGUCUGUGGAACCCAAUCAGCAAUGUGGUUAUGGUAACCAGAUCAACAACAAAGCCUCUGUCAUUGUCCAUCUCUUCCACCAGCUUGAGAGCUUCUUCCAAUUCACCUUCUUUGACAAGCUGCAAGAUGACAAUGCUGUAAGUAACACCAUCCACCAACUGCCCCUUCUUCUUCAAGUCACAGAACAAUGAGUAGCCAGCCUCGGCUCUUCCGUUCUUGAUCAAGCCGUGUAUCAAGAUGUUGUAUGUCCAGCUCGAGGCUCUCACACCAUCGUCGACCAUUCUCUCAAACAGCUGGCAGGCUUCUGAAAUUCUGUUUGCCUUGAACAUCCCGUUUAAAAGAGAGUGGUAAACAAGAGCAUCAGGUACAAAACCGUCGUACUGCAUUUCGGUAAAGAUCCUUGCUGCCUCGUUUAUCUGGUGGGAUUUUGUGCAGCCUUGGAUAAGUAUCCGAUAAGUGAAGGCGUCUGGACGAUGUCCGGAUUCCUUCAGCUCCUCAUAGGCAAUCAAUGCAUCCUUGACUUUGCCAGCCAAGCACAAUGACUGAAGCAGGCUGUUGUAAGUGCACAAAUCAGGGCCAGAAGCAGAAUCCUUUUCCUGCAUUUCCCUGAAGAGAGUCAAGGAAGUUGGCAAAUCGCCCCAUCGGCCAAAAGCAUGAAUGCAGAUGUUGUAACCCCAUGUGUCAAGUUGGAACCCUUUCGUUCCCCUUAGCCUGUCGAAUACCUUUCUGAAAUCUGCUCUAUUGUCGGCCUUUCUAAGAGCAACCAGCAAAGCAUUGCAGGCAGUGGAACCGGGAGACGGCGGAUGAGGAGCAUCUAGCAGCUUGAAUAAAAUGGGCAAGGCCAAACCCAGCUGGUUUUUCUUGGCAAGUGCAAUGAGUAAAGUGUCGUAGACUAGUGGGGUGAGAUUGGCUUCUUGCAGUCCUUCCAUGAAAUGGAGGAUCUGGAGCGCGCAAUCCAAUUUGCCCAAUCGAAUGACGGCGUCAAGCAACAUUUUGAAGGUCUGCGGUGCCGCUACAACUCCGUCGGCUUUCAUCUGUUCCAGCAGGCCGGGGACCUCCUCCAGGUACUCGGCGCGGCAGAGCUCCCUGAACAUGUGGGAGUAAGUGCCUGCCGAGUGUUUGUAGUUAUGCAUGAGAGAACACCACUUGAAAAAAUCAGUCUUUCUCGAGGCAUCUAGGGAGCCCCUCCUUAGGAUCUGUAUGACCAGCUGCUGCGACAGAGGAAUGGUGUCCGGGUCGAGAUUUCGAGUGCCCGAUUCCGAUAGGGUUUUCGUUAGAAAGGCGACGAGAAGAAGGUCGUCCAUUUGUUGCAAGGACGGAGAAGAGGAAGACGGCUGCGAUGCCGUCGAUGGAGCAGCUUUCGUGCUGUGCGAUAUGAAGUUCGGUGUUGGGUUUAUUGUUGAGAUCCCCACGGGUGAACGUAUGAGCUUUCCCAUCGCCGCAGUGCAUCUCGACAUCGAUUUGCGCGGCGCAGGCCGCCGUACUGUCUCAGUUGGAUCCUGCGCUUCGCGACUAAAUCACGGCGGAGGUUGUAGGAGGGGGGAAAGAAAAGGAAAAGACCCGAGUGAUUUUUCUAAAAGUUCAAUGUGAACUGACUGACGGUAGAAGCGCGAGUGAUUAACUGAUUAUACUUGCUGCUGCUGAUGAGCGGCGGUAGGUUUGGAAAGAAAGCAGCAAGCUUUCCUUAUAUCUUGGUCCCAGUGGUUCUCUGAUAGCAAGGUCGCAAGUCGAACAAUCAGUAGAAAAAUGACAACACGAGACCUCCCUCUCGUUGUCCCCAUUCUAUUUCCUCUGGUAAACACAAUCAGUAAGCUACGUCUGUGUAUAUUAUAGUCUUUGUUCAUAGUUUUGACCUGCAGACAGUCCGACUAUAAUUUUCUGCAACUCUUUAGGGUAUUAGAUGACUGGCUCUUUCACUUUGUCACAUGUGAUAUUAACAUUUUGUGGGGCAGGGUAAUAUGGUCCAGAGACGGAAGCCAUGGACGGCACACGAGCAGCAGCAAAGUGAAAAACUUUGAGAAGUAUUUCACUGGAAUAUGUGCCUAAUAUUGCUGCAUCUGGUGCCAUCCCAGUCUUUGAGAUGUCAGCUCAAGGUAAAUUUACCUAAAUUGGUAAGAUUCAGAGAGACACUGCUGACCUUGUUCUAUAUGUCCCCAAGACUAUUUCACAACUUGAUAGUAGUUUCAUGUUCUGAUGAUCCCUGAAAAAAGAAAAGGAAAAUUGACGAUAAUUGAUCACUCAGAAUUUCUUUCAUAAUGGAUAGUUCUGUUCAUCCCCUUGCUAAUUAGCAUCAUGCCUAUUUGAACCUUACCAAUGCUGCAGUUCUUAAUGCAUAUUAUGUCUACAAGCAGUCCUAGAUGCCCCCCCAACAAAAGCUUUCCUGCACGUCUACAACUUGAUGGUGAAUGUGCUUUUCAAAAAGGUUCUUGAUGGAGGAACAAAUCAGAUGGUCAUCAUUAUUUAUAGACUGGCAAUUUCUGCCAUUUUCUUGGGACCAAUUGGCUACUACCGGGAAAGGAAAAGCAGAACCAAGCUCACUGGAAGCAUCUUAUGCCAACUUUUCUUUGGAGCUCUCAUCGGGCUUACCCUCUGCCAAUACUUGUUCCUUUUGGGACUUAAGUACACGUCUGCUGCCUUCUCAUGUGCAUUUCUCAACACAGUGCCUGUUAAUACAUUCUUACUGGCAAUACCAUUUGGUAUUGAGAAAGUGAACCUGGGAAGUUCAGGUGGAAGAGCCAAAGUGCUUGGGGCACUCAUUUGCAUGACUGGAGCUAUACUGCUCUCCGUCUACCAGGGAGCCCCUCUAACCGAUUCACACAGCAAAUACGUUACUCCUGAUGCGGAGAAUUCAAAGAAAUGGGUUCUGGGUUCUAUACUUCUCAUUGGAGGCUGCCUUUCUUGGUCUUCUUGGUUUCUCAUACAAGCACACGUUCUGAAGAGCUACCCGUGUCAAUACUCCAGCAUCACCAUUCUCACCUUCUUUGCUUCCAUCCAAACAGCAAUCUUGAGCCUUGCCAUUGAGAGGGAUGCCUCGAUGUGGAUCCUCAAGGGGAAAUUGGAAAUCCUGACUAUCGUCUAUUCUGGAAUUGUAGGAUCAGGGCUGUGUUAUGUGGGGAUGUCGUGGUGUGUCAAACAAAAAGGUCCCGUGUUCACAGCCGCAUUCACCCCCUUCACACAGAUAUUUGCUGCCAUGUUUGACUUCUCAAUCUUGCAUGAACAGCUCUUUGUUGGAAGUGUAAUAGGAUCUGCAAUAGUAGUCAUUGGUCUCUACAUUCUGCUAUGGGGAAAGAGCAAGGAGGCUGCUGACCAGUGUGGGGUGAAACAGAUUGAGCCUGUCAUCGAGGAAGGUGUUCAUCAUGACGACGACCCUGAAGCUCAAGUUGUGAAAACCACUAAUACUUAGCAAAAAUUUCAUUAGAAUUUUGAGGCUCAGCAAAGACAGUUUUUUGAAAAGCAGCUCUCCUAAACCUGUUUGUGCUGCUUCUUUUCAUCUUGCUACUUCGUUAGAUGUUCGCAAGACUUUUGAUGUAGUUCUAAGAAUAAUGACCAACUCAAGUUUCCAUCCCUGGUAGUUUUUUUAUUUUUCUUUCUGUGA